AUGAACAGAGUCUCUGCAUCCACUGCAGGAUCCCUGGACAGCUGCUGGAGGCAGCCUAAGGGUGCAGGCGCAGGGAGGAGCUUGACCCAUACCGGCCUUCCCAAGGCCCCGCCUUCCCUGCGUCAAUUCCGGGUCUUAUCACUAGGGGCGGCCACGGUCUCCACAGCUGCAAAAGCCCACGCCACUCCAGCAGACAUUUUUGCCAAGGCCUUUCGGGUCAAGUCCAGCAGGACCAUCAAGGGGUCUGACAGGAGCAGAUCAGUCUCUGUAUUGGUGCCUGGAAAGGAGGAGCUCAGCAUUGUGAAACUGUGUGCUCACAGAGGGGAUGCGGUGACUGUGUACGUGAGCGGUGGUAACCCCGUCCUGUUUGAACUGGAGAAAAGCCUGUAUCCGACAGUGUACACCUUGUGGUCCUAUCCUGACCUCCUCCCAGUGUUCACAACGUGGCCUCCGGUGCUCGAAAAACUGGUGGGGGGAGCAGAUUUGAUGCUGCCAGGACUCGUGGUGCCCCCUGCUGGUCUGCCUCAGGUACAGCAGGGAGACCUCUGUGCCAUUGCCUUGCUGGGGAACAGCCCUGAGGGACGACAGCUGGACAUGAAGAAGUCCAGCUACAAAAAGCUCUCUAAGUUCCUGCAGCACAUGCAGCAGGAGCGGAUUAUCCAGGUGAAGGAGCUGAGCAAAGGGGUGGAGAGCAUUGUGGCCGUGGACUGGAAGCACGAGAGGAUCACGUCUUUCGUCAUAGCUGAGCCCUCCCCGACCUCCCAGACAAUCCAGGAGGGUAGCAGGGAACAGUCCUAUCACCCUCCAGAUAUAAAAUCCCUCUACUGUGUCCCAGCCAGCAUGACUGUGCUCUUCCAGGAGUCUGGCCACAAGAAGGGGAGCGUUCUCGAAGGUGGUGAGGUCCGGACGAUCGUCAUCAACUAUGUCAAGAAAAACGACCUGGUUGAUGCAGACAACAAAAAUCUCGUGAAGUUGGAUCCCAUCCUGUGCGACUGCAUCUUGGAGAAGAAUGAACAGCACACGGUCAUGAAGCUGCCGUGGGACAGUCUCCUGACCAGAUGUUUGGAAAAAUUGCAGCCGGCGUAUCAAGUGACUUUUCCAGGACAAGAGCCGAUUGUGAAGAAAGGCAGAAUCUGCCCAAUCGACAUCACUCUAGCACAGAGAGCAUCUAAUAAAAAGGUGACUGUGGUCCGGAACUUGGAGGCCUAUGGCCUGGACCCAUAUUCAGUGGCUGCCAUCCUCCAGCAGCGAUGCCAGGCCAGCACGACUGUCACUCUUGCCCCCGGGGCCAAGGACAGCCUGCAGGUCCAGAUCCAGGGAAACCAGGUCCAUCACCUCAGCCAGCUGUUGCUCGAAGAGUAUCAGCUGCCUCGAAAAUACAUCCAAGGCCUAGAAAAGGCCCCCAAACCUGGCAAGAAGAAGUAACAGACUCUUGUUUGAUGUGGACGAUCCUGUGGAAAUCCAAGCUCUGGGCUGGUAAUUUAUAUGAGCAUUUCCAGUUUUUACAAAUGAAACAAUAUAAUUCUUUACCAAAAUAAAUUUUUAUUCUAAUCUAAA
Messenger RNA from Suricata suricatta (meerkat), 1557 nucleotides. It is a transcript of the gene EIF2D, whose product is annotated as eukaryotic translation initiation factor 2D. Lineage: Eukaryota; Metazoa; Chordata; Mammalia; Carnivora; Herpestidae. The transcript has 13 exons. Gene Ontology annotation, biological process: formation of translation preinitiation complex; translational initiation. Gene Ontology annotation, molecular function: translation initiation factor activity. The record is from RefSeq and is a predicted model, not a curated record. The coding region runs from base 1 to 1425 and encodes 474 amino acids.